Molecule: messenger RNA, 4634 nt
Organism: Aspergillus calidoustus
Lineage: Eukaryota; Fungi; Ascomycota; Eurotiomycetes; Eurotiales; Aspergillaceae
Source: the annotation of a GenBank genome assembly
CGGUCUUUCUCCGAUCAUGGAACCCGCAGAGGCGUACCCAAACUCAUCAUGCGCACAGAAAAAAAAAGUGAUUUUGUGGAUCUGUCUGGGAGUGAUGAUCUUAUGACGGAGUACUCCGUUGGCGAGAUCGUAUUGCGUCUGGGUAUCCGCCAGGGAGAUACAUAGUUGCAUUCAAUAAUUCAUUUGACUCUAGUGCGGGCAAAGGAGAAGCUCACCCAGGCUCCAGGAGUGCGAAUGUCACGGGUCACAUGGCAUGCUUGAUCCGUGGUGGAGAUCAAGGAGUUGGAUGACAGCUGUAGGGAUGUCUUUUUUUUUAUCCUGUUGCUCCUUUGAGACAAUGAUAAAGAGGUGAUUGGUCUCGGCUAUUACAUAAAAAUGCGACUCCAAGAUGGGCUGGGGAUGUUUGUCUGGAUAAUUUCCUCAUAAUAAUGAAAGCUCUGGAAUAUAUGCGCGGAGGGAUGCAGAGACGGCGCUUGGGGAAGGAGAAUACGUAGAGAUUUUGAAGGAAAUAGGCGGUCAGGGUGGUUUUCCAGACCAGAAAGAAACCGUAACGAUUGCUCGGUGUGCAUCAGAUUGUUGUAUACCUAUGAGUCGGGUUGAGUAACGAUCUCAAGUCAACUAUCAACGUGUGAUCGAGGGAGAUUAAUUAGUUCCCUGGUUCCGCCACUGCGCGGUCUCUCAGCCUUUCUUUCAAUAGUAUCCUCCAACUCCGGUUAAAUAAUAACCACAAUUCUGGAACCCUUGGGGGAGCUAGCUUAGCAGGCGCAACGACGCUUUGAGACCCCCUCCUCAAACCAGCAGCGCACAGCUCACAGCUCAAGCUUCCACUCCUGCUUUCCCCCCUGGACCCUGGCAUCCGGUUUCCUCUCCAUUUGUACUAUCAACCUAUCCUAUUCCUCCAUCCUCAGCAACUCACCGACCACCGCGUGGGAUCCAACCACGCCCAUGGACUGUUCGCCUGGUCGGGUUUUGCCAUCGAGACACUUCCCACGCUACGUAUUUCUUCGACCGCUGAUUCCUCCUGCUGCGAGCCCAUAAGCUUAUCACAACCGAAGCUUGACUGCUGGAACCACGAUCUCAAAAUCGCUCAGAUGCCAGUGUGCUGUGACCACGGAUGACCACUUGCUCGCGAUGAGCCACCCUUCUCCCCGGAAGAACGGCGGCAGUCAUCUUCCCCCUCCAAAGCAGAUCCGCUUCGUUUCCACCGACGGUCAGCCUCAAACGAAGCGCCGAAGAGUAAAUGCUGCGUGCCGCACUUGUCGCAAACGCAAGAUACGAUGUUCCGGUGAGCAACCAGUUUGCAAAACGUGCUCGGAUUACAACCACGAAUGCCUCGGUUAUAGUGAACCCGCUACGACUCAUGUUCGAGCGCAAUCCGACACAACCUCUCGCACCACAACAACUCCAUCCCUGCCCACCCCAAACGAAUCGGCGGUUUUGCGCGGAUCUCUAGAAUUUGAGAGUCGGCUCCCAGAAUCCCCAAGAUGUGCGACAUUGCCCUCCGCUGUGAACGGCCCUGGGAACUCCCCCAAAGUGCUCAAACCGCCAAAUAUAGAAGGGCCGUCUCCUUCCCAGAAUACAUCUGCUCGAGCCUCAAAGGACAGGGAGCAGCACACAGCGGGGGAAAGUCCGGAAAGUAAUCGGACUUCCGUGAGCUCAGUUGGCCGUACGCAUGUCCCCUACUUUAGGUAUUUUGGACCCACGGCUAUUGUCCCUGGAUUCAAGCAGAUGGUUGUUCAAGUGCGGGGCUCACGAAAGAGCAAUGCGUCAUUGUCAUCAGAUUCAUUAUCGCCACUGCGAAGUCCUAAGCUCAUUGAAAGAGGGCAUCAUCCACUCAAUGCUAUAGCGGCUACCGAGGACAAUCGUGAUGCCAACACUAUCCCCUUCUAUGACCGCGAUGAUUCUUUACCCGUGGGCAACUUGGUGACUCACCUCUGCGAAUUGUUCUUUGUGCAUUUGGGUUGUAGCUUUCCAUUUUUACGACGAGACCGUUUUCUGCGUGAUCUAAAGGAGAAGAAAAUCGAUACCAUGCUGGUGGAUUCCGUUUGUGCCUUGUCCGCUCGAUUUUCUCCGCAUCCGUUGUUGAGCCCGCCUCAAGCGCCCCGGAUAGAUGGCUCGCAGCCUCAGCUGGACACAACGAAAUCUAAUCGCGGUCAACCGUUUGCCAACCGGGCAAUGAGUGCGCUGGUCGAGGCUCUCUCGUUCCCGACUCUAUCCGUCGUCCAAGCAUGUCUACUUCUUGCCUAUGAGGAAUUCGGCUCCAAUCAUGAUAGUGGUCUGUGGAUGUACUUGGGCAUUUCUAUCCGGAUGGCGCAGGACCUCGGAAUGCAGAAGCUACAAGGUCUGGACUACAGCUAUGGUCGGACAGGUGUGACGCCAAGCGCCGUCGUGACCGGGCAAGCCUCAAAGCUCAGGGAAGAUCAAUAUGACGAUCCACAAAUUGGUUCGGGCGCGACCAAAGGAUCACAAGAAUCAGAAGACCAACGUGCGUGGGAGAGAGAAAGGGUGGACUCGUUCUGGAGUAUCUUCUUUCUUGACAGGGUCAUCUCAUCCGGCACCGGACGGCCGGUCACCUUGCGCGACGAGGAUAUAGAACUCCGUUUCCCGCUCCAGUCGGAAUCCCAGCUUCCCAACGGUUGGCCAGCGCCAUUUCCACCUCUUAUUCGUAUCAUUCAUUUGUACGGGAGAGUUACAGAUCUUAUCAACGGGAUGCAGGAUGCCAACCACGUUACAACCGAUAACCUCAAGAGGUUAGCUGGGAUGGAGAGUGAUCUAACAGGAAUCUACCAACGUCUAUCGCCCAAACUUCACUUUAAUGCGGCAAAUUUCCAGGCCUAUGUCAAGGCCAAGGAAGGGACAAAUUUUAUUCUUCUUCAUUUUUGGUUCCACACCGUAAUCGUCCUUUUACACCAGCCGACGCUUUUACACUCCUUUGGCGGCACCAUCCAACACUUGUACCCUAACAGCAGGGAGCUUUCAAUGUCCUCAGCGAAAACAAUAGCGGACAUUCUAUCCUUCUCCGAGCUUGUCGAUGGAAAAAGCUUUAUCGGCAAUCCUUUCACGAGUCAGCCGAUGUACAUUGCGGCGUGCGCUUUCCUCAUGGAGAGCGCCUACUACUCUUCGCCUUCUUCCCGAUCUGGCUCGCCUUCGAGCCAGCCAUUGUUAGCCAACCAAACCAGUGGCUUUGUUAUGCCAAACAUGGACUCUUCGAAUCCCUCAGAACGAAAGCCGACAACGAAACACAGUCUGCUUGCGUCUGCUGCGAGAGAAAACUAUCAAAGGUGUUACAAAGCUCUAAAAGCGCUCGAGACUUACUGGGAGGGUACAAAGUAUAUCCUGACAGUCUUGGACCAGAAAGCCAAGGGCAUCAUGGAUCCUUUGUUGUAUACCGAAGAAGAGAUGGAAGGCACCUCCGAAACACCCACAGUUCAGCCUAUUGCGGGCACUAACUGGCGACAAGCCCAUGUAACGGCUGUACCAACCAAUGCUGCAGAAGGACCAGCACCCGGCGCCCCUGAUCCUGGCCAAGCUAUUGGUUGGGCUCUUACCAACGCGACCAAUUCCUCGCAGCCAAAUCUCAGUCUUCUGUAUCAGAUGCCCGCUGCUCAGGCCGAGCCUGCAUCUGAGAACAAAACUUCGUAUUCAUCUCAAUUUAACCAUGGCUAUACCAAUCUUCCUUCUCAACCGGGCGUCGGACCAAGUCCGAGCCCGUUCCCCCGAGACCUUGAGCCCACGAAUACCUCAACCGCCGCUCAUGAAUCCCAUGUAUCCUCAGGCCGGGUAACAACGUCCGAUGCGAACCUUCUGCUUGGCCUCAACACCCAUUACCCAGGCCCUACGUCCCGUCCUCCAAAUUCCCAGUCAGCGCACAAUCAAAAUAUCCCGUCUUCAUCCUCCUCUAAUCUCGACCCACAAGUGGCUCCAUACAGCUAUAUCCCCGUUACGACGAGCGAUCGCCACGGCAGUAAUCUCUUGACCUCGAAUUUCCACUCCGGUGUUAAUCCACACAUGGGCGAUCUUCUCAUUGAGAGCCAAGACAUUGAUAUGUCCGCCCUUCAACAACAGGAUCAAUUUCCUUUCCCAAUUAACGGACUGCCCUGGCUGGAAUAUCUCCCUCAAGAUGUUCUCAGCUACUUUGGCAGUGACCAUCAAAACUACCCUCUCAUGAGCCCUGACGAAGGCCCUCAGCCGCCUCACUAAAAAUCAGCCUGUUACGCCUGUUAUGCCCAUCGAUGUCUCUGCUUUGCCACGAUUUAAGAAGGAGUCCCCGGCGUCUUUGGUCGUUAGAUCUUCCAUCUUUGACGAAAAUAGAGCGUACUGGCGUUGAUGCUUUUGCCCCUACGUUAUCUCUAAUAGUCCAAUACGUCUUGCAUCAGCGAGCUUGCUUUGAAUCACCGCCAAAUAUCGCCCAAUCUAGCUGCAUUGCCUGUCACAAUUCUGAUCGUAUGCCUGUUGUUGUUGAGUUUCUGGAGGAUGGCUCAUCUGCAGCGUUCGUGUGUCGUAAAGACCAUCUCUUGUUAUAUACGACCUUUCGAGGAAUCUGUAAAUACAACGAUAACAAAAUCUAAACCAGAAUACUAAUUCCCAGUUGUGGUGUCAAAUUGCGAACUGGUCUUCUUUGUGAAACGUUGGCC